Messenger RNA from Trichoderma virens Gv29-8, 1560 nucleotides. RefSeq lists its product as uncharacterized. The transcript has a single exon. Gene Ontology annotation, cellular component: U4/U6 x U5 tri-snRNP complex. The coding region runs from base 1 to 1560 and encodes 519 amino acids. Gene Ontology annotation, molecular function: U6 snRNA binding; U4 snRNA binding; protein binding. Lineage: Eukaryota; Fungi; Ascomycota; Sordariomycetes; Hypocreales; Hypocreaceae. Gene Ontology annotation, biological process: mRNA splicing, via spliceosome. The record is from RefSeq and is a predicted model, not a curated record.
AUGAUACACCCGUCGCGACAGGCAUACGUGGAGGAAGCGGAGCAAAGCACGGGCAUUGCUCUCGAAGACGUCCCGGAAGACCAUGACUACGAAAUGACCAUGGGCGAUGGCGCCCCGCCAGAGAAAGCAUCCGCAAUCCUGAACCAGUUCAAUAGAAAACGUCUCGCUGCCACAAUUGCUGUCCCCACUGACGAUGGGCGAGUUCGCGCGAAGCUUCGAGAAAUGGGUGAACCCAUCACCCUAUUCGGCGAAGGACCAGCUGAUCGUCGAGACCGACUACGAGAGCUAUUGACGAUUCAGGCGGAAAUGGCUGGACUCGAGAGCGGCGAUAUAACCAUGGAAGAUGCAGCUGAAGACGCGGAAGAGGAGGAACAAGAGGAGGAGUUUUAUUCAAGAGGAGGGCCCGAACUGCUACAGGCACGUAUCAACAUAGCCGAAUUUUCAUUGCCACGAGCAAAACGAAGGACGGCGUUCCAAAAAGCCGAAUCUACAAUACCCUUGCGGACACAUGUCAAGUUUCGGAAGCACAUCAAGGAUAGAUUACAGACAUUUGAACUGCAAGGAAGUCAGACCGUCGGCGAGAGGCAUAUAAGCAUGACUAGAUUCUCACCGAAUGGGGAGCUGAUUGCUGUUGGUAACUGGGGCGGUCAGGUGAAGCUGGUCGAAACACAAAAUCUGACGGAGAAGAUGAACUUCCGCGGACAUACCAACAAAAUCAGCGGCCUCUCUUGGUUUCCGGGGGCUACCUUGCCUGAGAGCGGAGUCUCCCCAGACUCGGUCAAUCUUGCCUCUGGUGGUGCCGAGGGGUUGGUCCAUGUUUGGUCAUUAAACCAAGAUACCCCUCUAUCAACUUUCAAGGGACACUCGCAGCGAGUUUGCCGGGUGGAAUUCCACCCAUCUGGCCGUUACAUAGCGUCCGCUUCAGAGGAUACCUCAUGGCGACUUUGGGACGUCGAGACAAGUGCAGAGCUUCUGUUGCAAGAGGGUCAUUCUCGUGGUGUCUAUGCUGUCAGCUUCAACACAGAUGGCUCCCUGCUCGCUAGCGCUGGCCUGGAUAGCAUUGGCAGAAUAUGGGAUCUACGAUCGGGACGGACCGUGAUGAUUCUGGAUGGACAUCUGGAUGGACACAUCAAACCGAUACACGCUCUGGACUGGAGUUCUGAUGGUCACCGAAUUCUGUCCGGCUCUGCUGAUGGAUGGAUCAAGUGCUGGGAUGUCCGCAAAGUGCAGAGAACUGGGGGAGUUGGCGCCCAUAACAGCGCUGUCUCCGACAUGCGAUGGUACAAAGGCUUAGAUGACCCUCUUCUUGGAACUCCACCGGGUCAAGACGAGAAGGGUGCACAGCUGCCUAAGAAGGCCGGCACCUUUUUCAUCUCGAGUGGUUUUGAUCGGAAUAUCAAGAUUUUCUCGGCAGACGAUUGGACCCUGGUGCAAACGCUGAGCGGACACACUGCUCCGGUUGCCAGUGUGGACUACAGCAACGAUGGGCGAUGGAUUGUGAGUGGAGGACACGACCGCACAGUGAAGCUAUGGGGAAGAAAUGAUGGCGAGGCGAUUUAG